Notothenia coriiceps (black rockcod) is the source of this 958-nucleotide messenger RNA. Its product is annotated as serine/arginine repetitive matrix protein 4-like. The record is from RefSeq and is a predicted model, not a curated record. The transcript has 2 exons. The coding region runs from base 608 to 958 and encodes 116 amino acids. Lineage: Eukaryota; Metazoa; Chordata; Actinopteri; Perciformes; Nototheniidae.
UCUCCAGCGCACACUCACGCGUGCCCUCACAUACGGAGCAACACUUGCCUUGAUACCCGCUCAGCCUUCAGCCGGUGUGCGUGGGAGUGCAAUCAUCUCUACACCAAAACAUUGCACUCCAGCAUCAAGAAAAGCCACUCUCACCCCUCGGGACUGAAACAAGCUCCUGUGAGUGUUGCCUCAUCCUGUGUGAGGCUGCCGACCGGGAGCACACGGGAGAAAAAGGAGAGCUCCGACUCCCAGCCCAGACCCCGACUCCGUCCCGAAACCAAAAAGCAGCAGAUGUGACAGAGAAGGAGAGGCGGAGAGAAAGAAACACAAUCCCCCCCACCCCUCCUUCCCUCAUCUGGGAGAACAAUAACCAGCUUUCAGUUGGAGAGGGUCAGCUUUUGUCCCUCUCCCCACGCUCCCGUUGAAGAGCGAGGAGCAGACAGACGAGCUGACACAUUGACCCGCUGCUUUGAGAGGAGGGGAUCGCGCAAAGCAGUCACUGCGCUUGGAAAGAUUUCAUUCAGUACUUGGACAGCUCCUGAGCAACCAGCCGGCCGAGUGUUUCCAUGAGUGAGUAGACAAUAUUGUUUUUGGUUCGGAGACUAAGGCACCACAGAUGGAGCCCCCGUGUUCGCUCCAACUCGGCCCCUGUGGCCCCUCUCCAUCCCUUGGAUCGCAGAGCAGCACUGCCGGCUUCGAGCAGCUGGAGGAAAAGCAGCUCUUUGAGAAGUUUUGGAGGGGGACUUUCAAGGCUGUGGCCACCCCGAGAGCGGAGAGCGUCAUUGUGGCCAGCAUCACCGCACACAGGAGGGUGACCAACUUGGAGACAGCCGCCUGCCAGCCGCUCAAGACUGAUGAGAGAAAAGCUGUGGAUACCAGGGUGGACAGCGCGGACAGCGCGGACAGAAAUGGCUGCAUCAAAGGGAAAGGACGCAAACACCACAGUCAUCGCAGGGCCCGGAGGUGA